Nyctereutes procyonoides (raccoon dog) is the source of this 933-nucleotide messenger RNA. RefSeq names its product NAD(P)HX epimerase (gene NAXE). NCBI's taxonomy places the organism in Eukaryota, Metazoa, Chordata, Mammalia, Carnivora, Canidae. The record is from RefSeq and is a predicted model, not a curated record. The transcript has 6 exons. Gene Ontology annotation, molecular function: NAD(P)HX epimerase activity. Gene Ontology annotation, cellular component: mitochondrion. Bases 15 to 881 code for a protein of 288 amino acids.
GCCGGGCGAGCUUCAUGUCCGCGCUGCGAGCGCUGCUCGGGCUCGGGCUUCUGGCAGCCGGCUCGCGCCUGAGGCGGGUCCCGGGCCGGGCCGGAGCCUGCCCUGCGGGGUCCGCGUGGUGGGAGGCGCGGCGACCACACUCGGGCGGCGGCGGGGAGCCGGCAGGCAUGGCGAGCCCUGCGGUGAAGUACCUGAGCCAGGAGGAGGCCCAGGCGGUGGACGAGGAGCUGUUCAACGAGUACCAGUUCAGCGUGGACCAGCUAAUGGAGCUGGCUGGGCUGAGCUGCGCCACAGCCAUUGCUAAGGCCUACCCCCCCACGUCCAUGUCCCGGAGCCCCCCCGCGGUCCUGGUCAUCUGCGGACCUGGAAAUAACGGAGGAGACGGCCUGGUCUGCGCUCGGCACCUCAAGCUCUUUGGCUACCAGCCAACCAUUUAUUAUCCCAAAAGGCCGAACAAGCCACUCUUCACCGCAUUGGUGACCCAGUGUCAGAAAAUGGACAUCCCUUUCCUCGGUGAAAUGCCCCCAGAGCCCAUGCUGAUUGAUGAGCUGUAUGAGCUAGUGGUGGAUGCCAUCUUUGGCUUCAGCUUCAAAGGUGAUGUUCGAGAGCCAUUCCGCACCAUCCUGAGUGUCCUGGAUGGGCUCACUGUGCCCAUUGCAAGCAUCGACAUUCCUUCAGGAUGGGAUGUGGAGAAGGGAAACUCUGGAGGGAUCCAGCCAGACUUGCUCAUCUCCCUGACAGCACCCAAAAAGUCUGCAACCCAAUUCACUGGUCGCUACCACUAUCUGGGAGGUCGUUUUGUACCACCUGCUCUAGAAAAGAAGUACCAGUUGAAUUUGCCACCUUACCCUGACACUGAGUGUGUCUACCGUCUUCAGUGAGGGAAGAUGAAUGGGCAUUCUUCCCAAUAAAGACUUAGUGACUCUCUCCAGA